Molecule: messenger RNA, 2094 nt
Organism: Musa acuminata AAA Group (dessert banana)
Lineage: Eukaryota; Viridiplantae; Streptophyta; Magnoliopsida; Zingiberales; Musaceae
Product: chlorophyllide a oxygenase, chloroplastic
Exons: 9
Coding region: 97-1719 (540 amino acids)
Cellular component (GO): cytoplasm
Molecular function (GO): iron ion binding; chlorophyllide a oxygenase activity; 2 iron, 2 sulfur cluster binding
Source: RefSeq, a predicted model, not a curated record
UCCAAUUUCCCCGCUUAAAUUCUGGUGGUCAUCCUCGUUUGUCUUUUGCUUUCAAUUGCUUUUCCUCCUCCUCCGCCGCCGAUCCUUUGGAUCUCUAUGACCAUGGUGGCAGCUCUGUCUCCGCUUCCGAUCUCGCACUUCCGACCGUCCUCCAGAUUCUGCACGCAAAAGAGUGUUGGUGGUCGAGGUGGAUUCAGAGUGUUGGCCGUGUUUGGGGAUGGAGAGGGCGGUGCGACGGACAAGAAGAACACAUGGGGAGAAAUUUUUGAUGUGGAGGUUCCUCGCCCCAGGGUGCAGCCAUCGAAGGGCAAAUUCUUGGAUGUAAACCAAGCUUUGGAGGUGGCCAGGAUGGACAUUCAGUAUUGUGACUGGAGGGCGCGGCAGGACGUGCUUAGCAUCAUGCUGCUUCAUGAGAAGGUGGUAGAGGUUCUUAAUCCAUUAGCGCGUGAUUUUAAGUCGAUCGGAACCAUGAAGAAAGAGUUGGCAGAGUUGCAAGAAGAUCUAGAACAGGCCCAUAGACAGGUCCAUGUAUCAGAAGCAAGGGUAGCUGCUGCUCUGGACAAGCUUGCAUACAUGGAAUCACUGGUGAGUAACAGACUCUUGCAAGAAAAGAGCUCAUGUGAUUCCAGUAUCGAGUGCAUCACACUUACUCCGAGCACUUCCUCAGCAUCUAAAGAUCCUGUCAAAAGUAAGUCAAGUAGAAGAAGUCUAAAUGUUUCUGGUCCUGUUCAACCAUACCAUUCCAGCUUGAAGAACUUCUGGUACCCAGUAGCUUUCUCAAAAGACCUCAAAGAUGAUACUAUGAUUCCCAUCGAUUGUUUCGAAGAACCUUGGGUGAUUUUUCGAGGAAAAGAUGGUAAUCCAGGCUGCGUUCGGAACACAUGUGCUCAUAGGGCAUGCCCUCUACAUCUUGGAUCUGUUAAUGAGGGCCGAAUCCAGUGCCCUUAUCAUGGGUGGGAAUACUCAACUGAUGGUAAAUGUGAGAAAAUGCCAUCGACCCGCAUGCUUAAUGUCCGAAUUCGGUCAUUGCCAUGUUUUGAGCAUGAAGGGAUGAUCUGGAUCUGGCCUGGCAGUGCGCCUCCAACAGAUACACUUCCAUCUUUGCAACCUCCUACAGGAUUUAUGAUUCACGCAGAGAUUGUCAUGGAGCUGCCUGUGGAGCAUGGCCUACUGCUGGACAAUCUUUUAGACCUUGCCCAUGCUCCUUUUACUCACACCACCACUUUUGCGAAGGGAUGGAAUGUUCCAAGCUUGGUGAAGUUUCUCACACCUGCAUCAGGCCUUAAAGGAUACUGGGAUCCUUACCCAAUUGACAUGGAAUUCCGGCCGCCCUGCAUUGUCCUCUCAACUAUCGGGAUAUCUAAACCUGGAAAACUGGAAGGAAGGAGCACCAGGCAGUGCUCAACACAUCUACACCAGCUUCACGUAUGCUUACCAUCCUCCAGACAGAAAACAAGAUUAUUAUACAGAAUGUCAUUGGAUUUUGCUCCGUUGCUUAAGCACAUACCUUUCAUGCAUAUCUUGUGGAGACACUUUGCAGAAAAGGUGUUGAAUGAGGACCUAAGGCUGGUGGUUGGCCAGCAAGAUCGCAUGAUCAAUGGAGCAAAUGUUUGGAACUCACCGGUCUCGUACGACAAGCUUGGUAUAAGAUACAGAUUAUGGAGAGAUGCACUUGAGAGAGGAGUUGAUCAUUUUCCAUUUACCAAGCAAGACAAUUAGAUGCUACUCUGCAAGCAGCACAAGUCACCUUUCAGCUCAUGUGUCAUUAUUCUUUGGGGGAUAAGCAGAUGGCGAUGGAAUCCAGUGAUCUGCUGAGCUCCUACUGUUGCAAAAAUUAACCAUGAAUUGAAGAUUUCACUAGUGAAGGCAAGGUAAGGACGAAAGGAGGAUCAUUUCUUGUGACACUAAAUUGUGCAAUAGCCAGAAGAAUCUAACAUACCUUCUCUUGCUGUAUUGAUUUCCAUGUACAGAGCCAAUUCUACUUUUGCUGCUGCAUCAUUUUUUUUCCUCCUCUUUUUUUUUUUUUUUUGAGCUUUACUGAGCUCUUGUAUGUGAAACAGAAUAAUAGUAAUAGUAAUUAUUAUUAUUUUUGAA